Humulus lupulus (European hop) is the source of this 693-nucleotide messenger RNA. RefSeq names its product callose synthase 5-like. Gene Ontology annotation, cellular component: plasma membrane. The record is from RefSeq and is a predicted model, not a curated record. NCBI's taxonomy places the organism in Eukaryota, Viridiplantae, Streptophyta, Magnoliopsida, Rosales, Cannabaceae. The coding region runs from base 229 to 693 and encodes 154 amino acids. The transcript is spliced from 6 exons. Gene Ontology annotation, molecular function: glucosyltransferase activity.
UACAGAUACGAACAUUGGGGAUGCUUAGAUCAAGGUUCCAGUCCUUACCUGGUGCAUUCAGCACAUAUCUGGUGCCUUCAGAUAGGUCGCAGAAAAGAGGAUUUUCUUUUGCCAAGCGUUUUGCUGAGGAUUACAGCAAGCAGGAGAAGUGAAGUUGCAAAAUUUGCACAAUUGUGGAAUGAAGUUAUAUGUAGCUUCCGAGAGGAAGAUCUCAUUAGUGACAGGAAAAUGGAUUUGUUGCUAGUUCCUUAUUCAUCAGAUCCAGGGCUGAAGAUUAUUCAGUGGCCACCUUUUUUGCUUGCUAGCAAGAUACCAAUAGCAUUGGACAUGGCAGCUCAAUUUAAAUCUAGGGACUCUGAUCUCUGGAAGCGUAUAUGUGCUGAUGAAUACAUGAAAUGUGCAGUGAUUGAAUGUUAUGAAUUUUUCAAGCAUGUCUUGAGCAUUCUUGUGGUUGGAGAUAAUGAAAAAAGGAUAAUUAGCAUCAUUAUUAAAGAAGUUGAAAGUAGCAUCUCAAAAAAUCUGCUUCUUGCAAACUUCAGAAUGGGUCCUUUACCUACUCUUUGCAAGAAAUUUGUGGAGCUUGUAGAGAUCUUGAAAGACGCUGAACCAUCCAAUAAAGAUACAGUGGUGUUGUUGUUGCAAGAUAUGUUGGAAGUUGUCACCCAUGACAUGAUGGUGAAUGAGCUCAGUUAG